AGGUAUCGUUUAAAAUGAAACGCCGAGGUUUUUGCAUUUAUAUUAACUCGACUUACUUUUGUUGUGCAAUUGCGGCGACACUAGUGAAAUAAAAAGUUAAUAACAAUUACGCGGGCAACAUUGUUGCUGCGCGGGGCGGGCGGCAAUAAACGGAAAAUUCAAUGAAAUUUAAAUGUAAUUCCUAAAUUUAAACUAACGCAAAUAGACAGACGCAAGUGCAUAGAAACAGCAAAAAAAUGUUAAAAUUUUAACAAUUUCUCAUUUGUUUCUUUUCGUCGUUGUUGUUGGUGGCGCGUGUGCUAAAGCUGGUCAACACACACUCGUCACGUGUUUAACAACUGGCAGCUACAAUUUGUAGCUCUACCCGACACAGGCACCAAAAAGAUCUCUCGCUCUUUCUCUCUCUGACUCUCUCCCGGCUAUGUACUCAUUGCAGCAACUGAUCAAAGCGUCUGCCAGUGGCGUGGGUAGCAGCAGCGCCAGCAAUGGCAGCGCAACCAGCGGCGAUCUCUACAAGUUCCUUAGGCAAAUCAGUAACAGCCUGACGUCAUCGUCACCAUCAUCAUCAUCAUCGUCAUCUAGUCAAGCGGCAGCGGUGAGCGAGCCAAACUUCAGCGACGGCGUCGUCAGUCACAAUUUGACUUUGUGUGGGAACGGUUGCGGCAAAUUGGUCGAGUCGGAGUCGGCGCAGAGCGUGAAAUUUAUAAGGCGUUUUAUACACACUCAAGUCCAUCAUCUGGCAAAAUCGUCGCCGAGUCAGCAGCAGCAGCAACAGCAACAUACAUCCACAAAAUUCGCCAUGUCCUCACUAGCAGCGGAGCCCCUGCAGGCCAUCAAGUCUGAUGAAGUUGCCGAGGGAAAGGCCAAUGGCUCUGGCAAUGGCAAGACAGUGGCUUCCUGUCAUGAGGAAUCUACGGCGGAGGCUUCCUCCCCUGGCACUGGCACUGGCAAAAAGCCGUGCUUCAAUACGGGUCUAGCCGAGAUUGUACAAUUCAUGGAGCUCAUCGGUAAUUUAAAGCACACCAAACGCACGGGCUGGGUAUUACGCGAUGUAAGUGACUGCGAAUCUAUCUCUGGCCACAUGUAUCGCAUGAGCAUGCUCACUUUUCUUCUGGACGGCAGCGAGGGACUGAACCAGAUACGCUGCAUGGAACUGGCCCUGGUUCACGAUCUGGCCGAGAGUCUGGUGGGCGAUAUAACUCCAUUCUGUGGAGUAUCCAAAGAUGAGAAGCGAGCCAUGGAGUUCAAAGCCAUGGAGGACAUAUGCAAGUUGAUCGAGCCGCGUGGCAAGCGAAUAAUGGAGCUAUUCGAGGAAUAUGAGCAUGGACAGAGCCCUGAAUCAAAAUUUGUUAAAGAUUUGGAUCGUUUGGAUAUGGUUAUGCAGGCAUUUGAGUAUGAGAAACGAGACAAUUGCCUGCUGAAGCAUCAGGAAUUCUUCGAUUCAACGGAGGGGAAAUUCAAUCAUCCGUUUGUUAAGAAAUUGGUCAACGAAAUCUAUGAGCAGCGCGAUGUGUUGGCCAAGGCCAAGGGUGCAACUCCACCGCCCUCGAUUGAAGUGCCCAGCAUGGAGACGACGACAAAGUUGAUCAAUGGCACCAGCUCCAGUUGAGCAUAGAUUCUACAAACGCUAAGCUAAAAGAUCUAGGUUAAAACACGGACACAUCUUCACGUAGACGCAGACCCAUAAAAACACACACACACACAUACACACUCUUAAUUUAUAAGCCACAAGCAACUAACAGAUUGUUAAGCCUACCUCGACACACGCUCAUAGUUAGAUCUACUAACAUUUAUCAUUUUAAUUUAUUUGGAAAACCAAAACAAACACUUUUAACUUUUAAUACCUGUCUCCUUAGUUAAGCAAAAAGUAGCUAAAUUCAAAUUUCAACAAAUUUAUCAAUUGUACAUAAACGAAAAGCGACGUAAACAAAAACAAAAAAAAAACAACAAAGAAACAAAAGGUGUAACAAAUGUAGUUAAUUUUAAUUGUUGUAAAUCUUGUCCUAUAAUUAGAACAAUUUUAUUUUAGAUUGCGAAACAAAUAUUGUUGUAAUAGUCAAAA
This is a messenger RNA of Drosophila willistoni, 2062 nucleotides long. Its product is annotated as 5'-deoxynucleotidase HDDC2. The transcript is spliced from 4 exons. The coding region runs from base 422 to 1609 and encodes 395 amino acids. Gene Ontology annotation, molecular function: 5'-deoxynucleotidase activity. Gene Ontology annotation, cellular component: cytoplasm. The record is from RefSeq and is a predicted model, not a curated record. Lineage: Eukaryota; Metazoa; Arthropoda; Insecta; Diptera; Drosophilidae.